Molecule: messenger RNA, 1677 nt
Organism: Gryllus bimaculatus (two-spotted cricket)
Lineage: Eukaryota; Metazoa; Arthropoda; Insecta; Orthoptera; Gryllidae
Source: the annotation of a GenBank genome assembly
AUGGAAAUAAAUAAUUUCCGAAACGUUGCUGCUACUACUUUGUUUCAGGAAGCUUUGCUUCACAUAUUGAAACAACCACCAGGAAAAGUACCAAUGGAAGUAUUAGUAACAAUCCUGCAUUGUUUUGCUGUAUGCGCUGUUGCGGAAGAUACUCGAAUGAAAGCAUUAGAUACAGAUUUUAUAGAACCGACUUUACAUCACUUAGAGUCUCCUGAUGCACAACUUUGUGUAGCAGCUUGUUUUUGCUUGGGGGCUUAUUCGUGUGAAGCUCAUGUUCGUGAACGUUUCCUAUCGGGAAAAGGCCCCGCAAGGCUUAUGGAAUGCCUCAAAAGCCCUUAUAUGCCCGUCCGCCAAGCUGCUUCAUCGCUUUUACAAUUAAUGGGGUUAGAUGCUAAAGUUGCAGACGCAUUCAUAACCACCGGAAUUUUGGAUUGGAUGAUGGGGCAGAAGAAAACCAAAAACGCGUGUCCUACAUGGGAGACUGCAAUUGAAACCCUCUUCAAAAGCUGCCUACCAGCAAAGUUUUUUUAUUUGGGACACGUUGAUAUGCAGGACAAUACAGGAGAAGUAUUUUAUGUGAUGAAAAGGUUAAAUAAACCAUUUAUGAUUCUGGAUGAACUUUUAGCCAUACGAGCUUCUCCUAGAUCAAUUAUGUUGGUUGCUAACUUCGGCGACGCAGAUCAAAGGUUCAAGAGAACAGACGUGGAACAGUUACCAGAAAGUCAACAGACUCAGGUUCGCCAAGGACAAGAGAAGAAAGUGACAUUGGACCUCUCUUCUAGUAUUAUUCCAUUGGGGUUUAUCAGAGUUGGGAUGCAUUUUGAACGAGCAAUGCUUUUCAAGGUUUUGGCAGAUCAAGUAGGCAUACCUUGUGCACUUGUUAGAGGAGAAUACGGAAGAACCUGGAUUGAAGUUGCUGUUCCGGAAAUAGAGCCCAUUGAAGUAAACCACUCAUUGCAUGUUGAAGAUCUGCCAAAACGACUUCUCAAACCAAAUUGUGUGGUAGACCUCAUGGAUGAACCUGGGAAAUUGUUAAAAAUUGGAUCUUUUGAGGCAGCAAGAUACUGUGCUCUUCCUUCAGCAUUAAUUUAAAUUAUAAUUUAGAACACAAAAAAUAUUACAUGAUAAAACCAUACCUAAACAUCUUGAAUGUUCAUAAUUCGUAAGUUUUCACCUACCUAACAUUUUGGAGUGAACUUACAUAUUUCUUAAACAAAGGCUUCAUGAGGGCAGAUUAACACUUUUUUAAAAAUAAUUUUCAUUGAGGAGUACUGACCUCCUUCUUUCUGAUUCUUAAAGCUAUUCACUGUGGCCCUGAAAUUAAAAUUUCAGUGGACUUGCAAGUGAAAAUAUUUAAUAACAUGCAUAAAGUGUGAGAUGGGUAUUCCAUUAGUAUUUUGUGUUUACAAUUGCUCAUGUAUAUUGAAUGUGAUUAUUUUAGGCAUGAAAACUAGUGUUAGUCUUCAAAUGGAAAAUAUCAUAACAUUCAAUUUUUUAAUUACAAAUCGUACAUGAAUUGAGAUUUAUAAAUGGAACAAAUACAAAGUUAACAUUACAGAACUAUUUAUCAUUUAAUUUUUGCAUCCAAUUUUCAAAAAUAAAUAAAAAGAUGAUAUCUCUCCACAUAUUAAUUAUAAAAUUUAAUAGUAUAUUUGAUACUGCAUUCAAUUACUAUGU